Molecule: messenger RNA, 657 nt
Organism: Fraxinus pennsylvanica
Lineage: Eukaryota; Viridiplantae; Streptophyta; Magnoliopsida; Lamiales; Oleaceae
Source: the annotation of a GenBank genome assembly
AUGGGAUCUCACUAUCAAUUUGCUCCUUUGAGCAUAGCUUUUACAUUAUGUGUUUGCCUUGCCAGGGGAUGGUCAAAUGAUUUAACUCAUGGCUUUAAAGAACUCCCAUUUAACACAUCCUUUUAUCACAUUCAAAAACCCUAUGACUUGCCUGUUGAACAAAGGUACAGCUUCAUCAAUGGAGUUCAUAAGUUAUGGGUCUUCUCUACCGAUAAACCUUUAUCACGAAAUAGUCCCACCAGGCCUCGCUCUGAGAUAAUUAUAAGCGGAUACACCUACUACUCGGGUGUAUGGCAAUUUGAAGCAUAUGGAUAUGUACCAUGUGGAACAUCGGGCGUGUCCAUCAUGCAAGUUUUCGGAGCAACCCUACCUCAUAACACAUCCUUUAUACUCGGAGUUAACAAUGGCUCACUCUCAUACUUCAACACGUCUGUCAUUUACCCAAAAGUAUAUGAUAAAUGGUUCAGACUGAAUGUAAUCCAUGAAGUGGAGACCAGGAAACUAAGGAUUUACAUUAAUGGAAUCUCCAAAUAUGAAACUCUUGACCUAGGAGGAACUUUUCAUUAUUUCAAGUGUGGAGUUUAUGCCCAAAAAAAUGCUUCCUUCUAUAUGGAGUCUCGUUGGAAGGGGAUUAGGGUUUUUAAGAGAAGUGAUUGA